UUCUUCUAAUAUUGCCACAUUGAAUGUUUGGAUUUCUUUGAAAUUAUUCUGGAAUUAUUGAAAAAAACGCGUCGUUGUCGCAGUGAAUUAAAUGUCGACGAAAACAGGAAGGCCGUCAUCCCCACGACGGUUCUUUGCACGUAUCUAUGGUCAUUUAGAAUCAACGAAAAAAGUGAACGACGCAGUGGAAGAUUCAAAAUCAAGGACAAAUUUUGAAUCUUCGACAAGAGGGAACGUCUGCGAAAAAAAUGCGAAUUCUGGCACAGAAACUUUGUGUUCUACACCUCAUGGCGGUACUACACAAGAAAAUAGUGUGACGGAAACUAUAGCGAGAGAAGAAAGUAAAACGCAAGAUCCUGAAAGAUUGAGAAUACCGCAAGAGGAUGCAAGAGUAUCCGAAAAGGAUUCUCGGUUGCCGACCUUAGGGAUUCCCUUUUUAUCUCACACAUUUUUUCCUGGUACUCCUAAUCACACGCUGCACCUGACGCAACUCGCACAUCCUUCUGUACUUCCGCCGCAUCUUCAUGGCUUAACGAAUCAUCCGGCGACGGAUCAUCAUUUGCAAGGAUUCUCUGCCUUCCUCGCACGUCGUAGAAGAAAAGAAGGCCGACCAAGAAGACAGAGGACAACAUUUAGCGGGGAACAAACUUUGCGUUUGGAAAUAGAAUAUCGGAGAGGUGAAUACAUAUCAAGAGGUCGAAGAUUCGAACUGGCGGAGUCUUUGCGAUUGACGGAAACACAGAUCAAGAUAUGGUUUCAAAAUCGUCGAGCUAAAGACAAGAGAAUUGAGAAGGCACAACUAGAUCAACAGUAUCGAAACUUCGCAGUUUCCAGUGGCUUCGUUAACUUGCCCAUUUAUGGUAGUGGUAAUUUCUGCAGGCUGUGUCUUUAUAAAGACGCCUUUGGAUCAUCCGCAGGACAUUCAUGUGCGUCCACACACGUUACUGCCAUAAGUUCAUCGAUAGACCAACCUCAAUGCAGCAGCAGUAGUGGAAGCGAAAUGUCUGAUAAUCCUUCUACUGUCACAUCACCGAUUUAAAUAAAAGAUCGAUCCUUCGUUUAGUAUAGAAAGGUCUAAUAUACACGGGGCUUGCCAUAGUUGAAGGACAAUUUAUGCACGAGGUAAACACAACGCGAUAAAACGAUUCAUUCAGAUUUAUCUAUUAUAUUAUCCUCGAGAUUCAAUUUAAACAAUGAUUCAAUAAUCGAUCGCGUGUAUAACUAUAUCAAUUCUAUUAUCGUGUAUGAAAUAUUCGUAAUAUGUAUAAUGGUUGAGGUACCUUUAUUUAAUAAUCGAUAAAUUCGAUCAUUCUACAAACCAAAGAAUAUGAACCUCAAAAAAAAGAAGUACAUACUUAUUAAUUCAUUCGUUUUUAAGUCCAAUCUCUAAUUAAUUUUCUUUUUUGGAAUAUAUCCUCGAUUGUCAUUCGUUUCUAAUGUAUUUAUUACCGUAAAUAUAUAUUUCUUAAGUAUAAGUAUACAUGUAUGUAAAUCACGACUUAUUGCUAUUUUAUAAUUGUUAAUUAAAUGUACAUAUUUUGUUAUUAACAUUAUUUUUAUUAUCUUUUAUUGUAUAAUCUGCAAUUGUAUUGGUUCGUGUAUCUGAAAAACUAGGAAAAAAUUGUCGAUUCGUUUCGAAACAAAUUAAUGACUU
Polistes canadensis is the source of this 1654-nucleotide messenger RNA. Its product is annotated as homeobox protein rough-like. Gene Ontology annotation, molecular function: DNA-binding transcription factor activity, RNA polymerase II-specific; DNA binding. The record is from RefSeq and is a predicted model, not a curated record. Gene Ontology annotation, biological process: regulation of DNA-templated transcription. The transcript is spliced from 4 exons. Lineage: Eukaryota; Metazoa; Arthropoda; Insecta; Hymenoptera; Vespidae. The coding region runs from base 92 to 1039 and encodes 315 amino acids.